Lotus japonicus is the source of this 2500-nucleotide messenger RNA. RefSeq lists its product as uncharacterized. Lineage: Eukaryota; Viridiplantae; Streptophyta; Magnoliopsida; Fabales; Fabaceae. The transcript has 14 exons. The record is from RefSeq and is a predicted model, not a curated record. Gene Ontology annotation, molecular function: protein binding. The coding region runs from base 238 to 2289 and encodes 683 amino acids.
CAUACACCUCCUUCAUUCUCCACUUUCACCUUCAUUCUUUCAUCUCAUUUCAUUUCAUUUAAAACGCACUCUCUCCCUCCCUCACCUGGUGUGAGGCGGCUUCAUCCUCAUUAAUUAGCUGCCUCCGCCAUCACCACCAUCACCGCCAUCACGAAAUCCAACACGUAAAUAAUAAUUUCACAUUAUUUACAUCUUCUAUAUUGAUAUAUUGUGUUACACAUAACUAAGUGUACGUAUAUGAGUGAAGAAGGGAAAUCCCCUAGUGAAUGUGAGUUAGAGGAGGAGUUGCAACAACAAGACUGGAAGAAAAGGGAGAGUUUUUCAAAGGAGCUAUCAAUGUGUAGAAGGGCAAGGGCAGGGGACAUUGCUUGGGAGCGCAGGCGGCGGCAGAUUCUCCGGCAAGAGCGUAAAAGGAAAAAUAUAAGUCAAGAUAGCGAUGAUCUCACCGAUGAUGACUUGAACGAGCUGAGAGGAUGCAUAGAAUUGGGAUUUGGAUUUAAUGAGGAAGAUGGGCAGAAAUUGUGCAACACAUUGCCUGCUCUUGACCUUUAUUUCGCCGUCAACCGCCGACUUUCGCCGAGUCCGGCCUCUAGCCCUCAUAGCCGUCGCUCUGUAUCCUUUGAGAGCACUAGCAGUCCUCCUGACUCUGAUAAUAGUUCUUGGAAGAUCUUAAGCCCAGGAGAUGACCCGGCACAUGUAAAGACUAAGUUAAGGCACUGGGCUCAGGCUGUUGCUUGUUCUGUAAUGCAUUUAAAACAUCUGUGGAGAGCAGAGGAGUAUAAUAAAACGAGGAUUUUAAGGUUGACGACAAGUAGAAGAAGAAGAAGUAAAACCCCAGUUCAAACACAAACAGAGGAAAAGGGUUUUGCUGUUUGCAGAGAAAACCAGAAACCCCCGACGAUGACUAUGGCCCCCGAUGCUUCCGACGCACUUGCAGUGAGGCAGAAAGUUCAACAGUUCCUCAACGCCGCUCGUACUGGAAAUCUCGAUCUCUUCAAGAAUUUGGCGGGCCAAUUGGAUGAGGGCAAGGAUUUAGCUAAAACAGUCGAAGCAAUCAAAGACGCUAACAAGCGAGGAGCACUGCAUUUUGCUGCCCGUGAAGGACAGACUGAGGUUUGCACCUACCUCCUACAGGACUUGAAACUCCCUGUUGAUUCUAAAGAUGACGAUGGUGAGACUGCUCUAGUUCAUGCAGCUCGUCAGGGACACACUGCCACUGCUAAAUAUCUGAUUGACCAUGGUGCUGAUCCUACUAUUGCUAGCAAUUUAGGGACUACCGCCUUGCACCAUGCUGCUGGGAUAGGAGAUACUGAGCUGCUCGAGCAUUUACUGGCCAGAGGAAUUAAUCCUGAUUUGGAAAGUGACGCGGGAACGCCUCUGGUUUGGGCCGCUGGUCAUGCCCAACCAGCUGCUGUCAGUGUUCUAUUAAAGUAUGCUGCAAAUCCUAAUGCUGAAACCGAUGAUGGUAUUACCCCACUCCUUUCAUCUGUGGCAGCUGGUUCUUUGGCAUGCUUAGAGCUGUUAAUUCAGGCAGGUGCUAAUAUAAAUAUUAGUGCUGGUGGAGCAACUCCUUUGCACAUUGCAGCUGAUAAUGGGAGUUUAGACCUUAUAAGUUGCUUAUUGAAAGCUGGAGCUGAUCCUAAUGUUUCCGAUGAGGAUGGUGUUAAGCCAAUACAGGUUGCAGCUGCAAGGGGUAAUCGUGGAGCUGUUGAGAUAUUGUUCCCCUUGACGUCCAAAAUUGAUAGUGUUCCUACUUGGACUAUUGAUGGGGUACUUGAGUAUAUGCAAUCUGAAACUAAAAACCAGCAGGAUGAUUUGGUAAAUGCUCAAGGAGCUAAUCAGCCCAAUAAUGCUGUUUCUCAGGAGAAAAAUAUCCCUGAGGUGUCCCCUGAAGCCAAAAAGAUAGCAGCAAAAGCAAAAUCAAGCGGGGAUGAGGCUUUUAAAAUGAAAGAAUAUCAAAUGGCUGUUGAUUUCUAUACACAAGCAAUUGAUAUGAAUCCUACCGAUGCGACGUUGCUAUCCAAUAGAAGUCUUUGUUGGUUUAAGGUGGGUCAAGCCGAGCAGGCUUUAGCUGAUGCAAAAGCCUGCAGAGCAUUAAGACCUGAUUGGCCCAAAGCUUGUUACAGGGAAGGGGCAGCUUUACAUCUGUUGCAGAAGUUUGAUGAGGCUGCAAAUGCUUUUUAUGAGGGCGUAAUUCUCGAUCCCGAGAAUCAGGAGCUUGUGACUGCAUUCAGGGAAGCUGUAGAAGCUGGAAGAAAAUUUCAUGGCACAGCUAAGAAUAAUUCGUAGUUGGGGCCUUCGGUAAUGCCCCCUUGCAAUGAGAAGAGACUAAAAGUUACGGAUUGUGCACACUAUUAUUCAUCUAAUUUUUUUUCACUUGAAAGUAUGUUUUUCUGUCAUGAGGUACAGUCAUGUAGGUAGAGUCGACUAGUAAAUUAUUUCAUUUAAAUGUUAUACUAGUUAGAAAGGUUAGUAUAAUGGCAUCAUUAAUUUUCUUUUA